Molecule: messenger RNA, 1449 nt
Organism: Aspergillus terreus NIH2624
Lineage: Eukaryota; Fungi; Ascomycota; Eurotiomycetes; Eurotiales; Aspergillaceae
Gene: erg8
Product: phosphomevalonate kinase
Exons: 2
Coding region: 1-1449 (482 amino acids)
Biological process (GO): ergosterol biosynthetic process; isopentenyl diphosphate biosynthetic process, mevalonate pathway
Cellular component (GO): peroxisome
Molecular function (GO): phosphomevalonate kinase activity; ATP binding
Source: RefSeq, a predicted model, not a curated record
AUGAUCUCGCAACCUGCUGCCACCACGGCUCUGUCCGCGCCGGGCAAGGUGCUCCUCACCGGGGGCUACCUCGUGCUAGACCGCAAUUACACGGGCACCGUGUUUGCGCUUGACUCCAGAAUCCAUAUCAUUGUGCAACAACUCAGGAGGGAUCAUCGGCCAACGGCGUCCUCUAGCUCAGGAAAACGCACGAGUGACUCACCAGCGGAAUCGGCGGAGGACGGAGCGGCUGCGGAGGAGAAGAAAGACAGCAUUGUUGUUCGGUCGCCGCAAUUUGUAGAUGCGGUGUGGGAGUACGACAUUCAGCCAUGCGAGAACAAGGGUGGAAUCAGAGUCAUCCAGAAGAAUGAUGGAAAACGCAAUCCAUUCGUGGAGACCUCUCUCAACUACGCCUUAACCUACAUCAGCUAUGUCGCCGACUCCAAGGACUUUGGGUCUCUCUCCGUCACGAUCCUCGCAGAUAAUGACUACUAUUCGGAAACCGCCUUCUCCAAGACCUCGUCCUCGGGCAGAUUCGUCAACUUUGGCGUCCCUCUCCACGAGGCACACAAGACCGGACUAGGCUCCUCCGCCGCGCUGGUGACCUCCCUUGUUUCAGCUCUGGUCAUCCACCGCACGAUGCAGCCCGACGACCUGGGUGCAGCCCGUGACAAACUCCACAACCUCGCGCAAGCCGCCCACUGCGCCGCCCAAGGCAAAGUCGGCUCCGGCUUCGACGUGGCCGCCGCCAUCUAUGGAUCUUGUCUGUACCGGCGAUUCUCCCCCAGCAUUCUGGAAUCGAUCGGCGACGCCGGUUCGCCAGGUUUCGAAGAGCGGCUGUUCGCCAUCGUUGAGGAUGUCGACCCCAACCACCCAUGGGACACGGAGUGUCUGGAUUUUGGCAUGCAGCUUCCCCGCGGCAUGCAGAUGGUGCUGUGCGACGUGGAAUGCGGGUCCCAGACCCCGUCGAUGGUUAAGAAGGUCCUCGAAUGGCGCAAACAGAACAAGCAAGAGGCCGAUCUCCUCUGGGCAGCCCUCCAGUCGAACAACGAGCGGCUGUGUCUGGAGCUGCGCCAGCUGGCCCAGAACCCGGAGCGCGACCCGCAGAAUGACUUUGGUGACGUCCGCAACCUCAUCCAGCGCUCGCGCAACCACAUCCGCAGUAUGACCCGCAAGACCGAGGUGCCUAUCGAGCCUCGCGUGCAGACCGAGCUGUUGGAUGCGCUGUCGGAAGUUGACGGUGUGAUUGGCGGGGUGGUCCCGGGUGCGGGUGGCUAUGACGCUAUCGCUGUGCUUAUUCGGGAUGACCCCGAGGUGAUCCGCCGCAUGAACGAGCUCUUUGAGAACUGGGAGAGUAAGGUCGAGGACGACUUUGGCGGGAAGAUUGGUAAGGUCCGGCUCCUUGGGGUGCGUCAUGGCUCGGAAGGAGUGCGCAAUGAGGUGCUGGAGCAGUAUGCGGGUUGGAUAUAG